Drosophila navojoa is the source of this 1915-nucleotide messenger RNA. It is a transcript of the gene bru2, whose product is annotated as bruno 2. Lineage: Eukaryota; Metazoa; Arthropoda; Insecta; Diptera; Drosophilidae. The record is from RefSeq and is a predicted model, not a curated record. Gene Ontology annotation, molecular function: RNA binding.
GAAAAAGCGAAAACUUUUCGUUGGCAUGUUGAAUAAAAAAUACACGGAAGCCGAUGUGAGGCAACUAUUCACGGGCCACGGCACCAUCGAGGAGUGCACCGUGCUGCGGGAUCAGGUGGGCCAGAGCAAGGGCUGCGCCUUCGUAACAUUCGCAACCAAACAGAAUGCCAUUGGGGCGAUCAAGGCCCUGCAUCAGAGCCAGACCAUGGAAGGCUGUUCGGCGCCUCUGGUCGUGAAGUUCGCCGACACGCAAAAGGAGAAGGAUCAAAAGAAGAUGCAACAGCUGCAGGCCAUAUGCGGCAUCAGUGCGCUGACACAAACGCCCAGCGGCGCUGCAGCAGCCGCUGCCACGCCCACAGCGAACACGGCCACUGCGCUGAUUGCCGCAGCGCCGGCAGCUCAACGCCCGAAUCCAUCGAUGGCCGCAGCGUUGGCCGGUGUGCCGCCGGUACAAAGCGCUGGCGCUGCAGCACAGACGCCGACGCUCGUCUCAGUGCCGACGACGGCAGCUCUGAGCGCUUCGCUGGCACCGGCAUUGCUCGGCAGCAGUCCGCAUCACGCCCAGACGCCGGGCGCAGCGGCAGCCGCAGCAGCAGCUGCCUACCUCAGCGCUGAUCCCACGGCUCACUUGCAGCUCUAUCAACAGAUGCAGCCCUACGGUCUACUGCCGGCCCACUAUCUGCAAGGACUAAAUUUCCACCCACCGGAUAACAGUGCCCACCACAGCCAACACGGCCCAUCAUCCGGCGCUGCCGGCAGCACAGCAGCAGCAACUCUAUCGGCUGCAGGCGCCGCCGCCGCCGCAGCUGCAGCAGCAGCAGCAGCUGUCGCCGGGUCACCCGCAUCAGCAGCAGCAGGCGCACCACCACCCCCAACAUCAUCAUCAUCUCUCCCACUUGGCAUCGCAUCACCAGCAUCCGGCUACAGCGGCGGCAGCAGCAGCGGCAGCUGCAGCGGGAGUCUCGCUGCCGCCGGGCAUGCUCCUGGCACUGGACUGCUCGCCAAUGCAUCCAUGUCUAUGCAGAAUCUGGUAACAUUGUUCAAUGCUAGCCAGCACAGCAACAGCAGCAGCAUCAGCAGCCUCAGUCACAGCCAUCGCCUCCACAGCAGCAACAGCAACAUCAACAAUAACAACAACAGCAACAACAGCCACUUACCCAGCAGCAGCAACAUUCUCAAUAGCCAGCAGCGUCAGCUUGGUGCCAGCUUCGCGCCCAACGCUGGACAAUUGGUCACGCAUGCGCAUCACAAUUUAAGUUUGGCACAGCUAAUGGGCGUGGCACCGCCACCGCCCCCAGCGGGCGCCAGCCAAGCGCUCACGCUGAGCGCGCUCUGGCCACCCAGCGCCGCAGAUCCCUAUGGCACCAACACCUUUACCGGCUUACCCAACGGAGCUAGUGUCGCCUAUGGAGCCGCACAGACGCUGAAUGCCAACGCCUUGCAAGCCGCCGCAGCGAGCGUGGCAGGCAAACAGAUCGAGGGUCCCGAUGGCAGCAAUCUGUUUAUCUAUCAUCUACCUCAGGAAUUCAUAGAUACCGAUCUCGCUUCGACAUUUUUGCCCUUUGGCAAUGUGCUAUCGGCCAAAGUGUUCAUCGAUAAGCAAACAAAUCUAUCGAAAUGCUUUGGCUUCGUCUCCUACGACAAUCGGCAUUCAGCUGAUGCGGCCAUACAAGCAAUGCACGGCUUUCAAAUAGGCACAAAGCGGUUGAAGGUGCAGCUAAAGCGGCCCAAGGACUUGGGCAAGCCCUAUUAAGCAGCUAACUGAGCGUGAUCUAUCGCCGCAAAACACAAAUCCCAAAACAAAAAACACAAAUAGAAAUAGAGUAGUUCCAUAUUGUGCCUUUUAGCGUGAAAUGUUUUCGAAACCAAAGGACCAAUUAAUAAAAUCUAUCUAAUGUUAAGCAAACACCAAAAA